Messenger RNA from Homo sapiens (human), 18729 nucleotides. The record is from RefSeq and is a predicted model, not a curated record. Lineage: Eukaryota; Metazoa; Chordata; Mammalia; Primates; Hominidae.
AGAGUGACGGCGACAGGCGCUGGCGGAGGCGGCAGCCUCCUAGCACCUCUUACAGCUGCCGCCGCAGACGCCAACCCGGGCGGAGGGGGCGCAGGCGUUAGUAGUGCCCACCACCACGUUGCUGUUGCUGGGGACGCUACUGACUCUGGUGGAGACAACAGGGGCAGUAGUGGAGGCGCAGAGAUCGCCACAGACAACGCCACCGCGGGAGCUGCUGACGCCUGCAGGGGAAAGAGACGGAGGCGCGCGUCAGGCGCAGCCGCGACCUGGGUGAGUGGCUUUGCUGCGAGCCCACGCGCCCUUUGCCCAGAGGCUCCCAGACCCGCCCAGCGGGAGGAGGGGACGGACCCCACUACUUACAGACAUUCACCGAGCCGACGCCCUCGCACAGCCUGCAGGGAGAGAAGGCGAGAGGUCAGUGCCGCGGAAAAGGCGCCGGGCCCCCGUGACUGAAGUGGAGGGGGACAUCUGUGGCCCUCCAUCUGGGCACUUGCCCAAGGGAAGGGGCAAGAAAUGCUCUCGGCCAGGAGCCAGUGUAGACUCGGGUCACCGUGAGGGUCUGGAGACAGAAGGCCUGUGAGUGCCUCGCUCUCCACUGCUUCUGAGCUGUGCAACCCCAGCUUGGGCCAACCUCAGCCUAGGCUUCCUCAUCAGGAAAACCUACUUCGUAGAUCUCUUGCGAGGACUGAAUCAAAUAAGAAGCGUCCAGUGCUUAGUGCCUGGCUCAUAGCCCUUAAGAGCUAUUAGCUGCCACUACCUCGAAGUUGGUUCUGACUGAAUUGCAGGUGCAUUUGAGGGGAGCAGAUUUAACUUCUGAAAUCCAGUCUGAUUGGUGUCAUUAGAUUAUAGGCAUCAGGAGGGUAGACAUUUUUGUCUAUUCCUUCCUGCACCACCUAAAAACAAUGCCUGGCUCAAUACAAAACUGUUAGAUAAACAAAUGGGAUUUUAGAACAGGCUCAGAGACUGCCCACCACAGUCCUCUCAUCCGGCAGAUGGAAAGGCUGAGGCCCAGAAGGAGGACAUAUCCAAUGACAAGGCAGGGCUGUCACCCCAGACACUCAUUUCUACCCACCCCACAUUUCCCUCCCAAUAGCUUCCCCUAAGGGAAGAAAAUGGAGUUCCCCUGAAAGCACACUGGCCAAGGAUUGGUUAAAUCAGCUUCAGAUAAGAGAAGCCAUGGCCACCAUCAAAUCAUUCCAUGCCCAGGUUCCCUAGGUAACACAUACCAAAGCUCCUGAGUUCACUCCAAGAGCCCCGUGUGAUGGAGGAGUGGGCCACUCAGAUUCCAAUGCCAUCUCCAUGUGUUUCUCCAACUUCCAAAUUCAGACUUGGAAAACUCCUCCUCCCAGAAUUCUUCACUUAUGAAAUUCCCCAGGCCCAGCCAGACAGACCCCUGCCUCUGAGCUUUCCAAUGGAACAACUCGAGUUUGGUGGAAAUCUCGUCAUAUGGUCACUUUAGUUUCUAGGUCCCAAACCUGUGUUCCCCAUUUCCCAAAUAAACAAGAUGCUCCCUCUGCAUCCCCAACCUUCACCCUCCUCUCCCCAGGGCCAAGGGCCUGACUGUCCACAAAAAAAAAGGAGCUUCGAGUGAGACCAACUGACCAACUAGGGGAAAGAAACCAAGGGCAAAGAAUGAGCUCACAUUCUGGGAGUGUUGUCCUUCUGGGAGCAGGAGCUGUAUAGCUGCCCUCCAGCUGUAUCGCUGGCCUCCAGCCAUAGGAAGGCUGAGUGACCAAUGGGUCUUCUCCACUCCCCCCACCUCUGAAGCAAGCAAACAAGCAAAAAUCCUGAAAGCAAGGCAUAACUGCCCCAAGGGAUAAGUCCUUGCUCUCUGCCUAACUCAUUCCCACCUGCCACAAUGGAAUACCACUUUGGGAUGCUCAUUGGCACUAUAAUAGAAAAGCAUGAGUUGAUAGUGUCAUCUAUCUGAAGCUGUCCUUAUGGGAUACAUCUGAACUCCCAGGUCUAGAUGGGGCCAGGGCCAGACUAGGAAAAAGAGAAGGAAUCCUGAGAAGCACAUGCAGCUACAGCUGGAAGGGAAGAAGCACUACCCAGGCAAGCUGACCCCAAGCCUUAAUUAGGCUUCUCAGUAACAGGAAUACCUGCUGCCAGAUUACUGGAUCUCAACUGAGAUGAACAAGACUGCAAUCUCAGAUCAGUGCCUGGGUGAACAUGAGAGACUCAAACGGGGCUAGAUCAUACUUAAAGGACUUACACAAAUUACCUGUCUGGUUGCAGGGUGGGGAGGUUAAGAAACAAAACUUAAAUGCUGCCAGGAGUGUGAGGACAGAGCACACUGAGAACCCUGGCAGGGCUGGGAAAGGGAAAGGUCUAUGGGACCCACCUCUGCUCCUCGCCCUCCAGCAGGCGCCUGUAGGUGGCGAUCUCGAUGUCCAGGCCCAGCUUGGAGUUCAUCACCUCCUGGUACUCCCUGAUCAGGCAGGCCAUGUCCUGCUUGGCCUUCUGCAGGGCACCCUCCAGCUCGGCCAACUUGCAGCGGGCAUCGCUGAGGGCCGCCUCACCCUGCUGCUCAGACUGAGCCACCGCAGCCUCCAGCUUGGAAUUCUGAAGAGAACAGAGAGAACAAGGUAGAUUAGAGUCCCUGGGUCUCUCUGAUGCUUACCUCGAUGAGACCAUGCUCCCCACCAAGCUGGGAGCACCCCAGAACAGAGCCUCUUGCCUUCAUCACCUGGGACUCACAGAGACCACAACCAGGGACUCUACAUGGACAGAGGGGCUGGAGAAUGAAUGCUGAGAUCCAGAUAGGGCACACAUAGGCUGUGUGACCAUGGUUAGACCCUCGGUCUCUCUGACCUUGGGCACAGAUGCCCCAUACCUGGCACUUGGCAUUCUCCACCUCAGCCGUCAGCCUCUGGAUCAUGCGGUUCAGCUCGUUGAUCUCCUCCUUGGUGCGGCGCAGGGUCUCCCCGUGCCUGAUCACCGUGGCCUUCAUCUCCUCACACUGGGGGAAGUAGAGAUGCUCAUGAGGUUCAGGGUGGGACCUCCCACCCAUUCAGGGCAUGACAGAUGAUUUUGCAGGUUGUGCAGUGCUCAGCCUGUGCAACCACACAUGGCAGUCCUGCCCUACCACCCCAACAUCAGAGUGGCAGCCAUCUCUUCUCAUCCCUAGUGCAUCCCCAGAAAAGGAAGCCUAUUUAAUAGAUAAUCUCAAAUCCCUCCCACUGCCAUGUCUAGCAGGCAGGUGUCCUGUGCCACUCACCUUGCUGCGGUACCAGGACUCGGCCUCAGCCCGGCUACGGGUGACAAUGUCAUCGUACUGUGCCUUGAUCUCGGCAAUGAUGCAGUCCAUGUUCAGGUCCCGGCUGUUGUCCAGCUUGACAACCACGGAGGUGUCUGAGAUGUGGGACUGGAGAACGCGGAUCUCCUGCAGGAGGUGAGGGCAGUGACUUUAGUUGAGAACACAGCCCCACCCACCAUGUCCUGACUCCACCUCCUCAGGCUUUCUCUGGUCCCCAACCCUGCCCCCUCACACAGCCUCAGGGACUGCAACCUCUACCCACAUCCUGUCCAACACUCCCACCCCCAUCUCUCCUCUCUGCUGGCUGCCAGGUCUCUGCCUGGCCCCUGAGCCCGCACCUCCUCAUACAGCCGCCUCAGGAAGUCGAUCUCCUGGAUCAGGGCCUCCACAUUGGCCUCCAGGUCUGAUUUGCGGAGGUAGGCGCAGUCCACAUCCUGGAAAGGUGGGGAGUGUUGGAGCUCAAGGACCCUGGUGAUCCAGCCUCUAGAUUCCUCUCUCUUCCCACCCAUUCCAUGAAGCCUGGGGAAAGGAGUCCCCAGUGUCUCAUUCCCAUGCCCUCUCCUUCCCUUCUGGCCCUUCCCGGGGUGACCUGGCAUCCUCUGCCAUUCUGAGGACAAACCCUGUUUGUCUUGGGCACGGCUCACCAGCCUUUCACUGCUCCUUACCCUCUUAUCUCUCCUUUCUCCCCUCUCCUGCUCCAGGAAGCCUGCCCAGACUGACCCCCCAGCUCUCACACCCUGACCCUUUCCUGUCCCCCAGCAGUGCUCCAAAAGCCCAAGGGCUACUCCUGGUUCUUCUCCAUCCCCCCUUAGAACCUGGGAUUGUGUCUCUGCCUCAAGGUCAGACUCCCCAAAAUGCUAGACAGACUGCACUGUCUCUCAGCAGAGACAUUGUAUCUGCUAUGGCUCCAGGGGCCUCAGCAAUAGACCACAACCUCUGGAACAGAGCAGGACACACAGAGGACAGUGCAGCCAUCCCCUUGCCCAAGGUAGGUGCUGGUAGAUAUUCCCAAGUCAUUGCCCUUUGUCAAGGCCCUGGAUGCUCAAUACAAAGGCCUGCAUCUGGGCAGUCCUAGCCUGCUGUGGAAAGGUCAUUGUGCCCCACGCUGAGGUUGAGACCCCCUGUGUGUCCCCAGGAAGAAUCUGUCAUUCUGAGAUCCCACAGAUCUGUGCUUCUCAAUCCUGUGUCACUUGCCUUCUUCAGAGCCACAAACUCGUUCUCAGCUGUUGCUCUCAGAGAAACCUCCUCCUCAUACCUGAGACAGAGCAGAGGGAAGAGAGGGGAGGUCAGGGCAGGGCAGGUCUCUGCAGAGCCACCAUCACAUCACACUUCAUCACAGCCAUGGGGACAGUACUAGAAACACCUCCACACAGCCCCGGCCUGGCAGCCUAGCUUAGUGCUUUCUAGUUGGAUGUGGGAUGUGUCUGGGAUUCUCUAUCCACUUUGAACUGGGGAUGGAGAGUGCUCAUCUGGGACCUCCCAGUCCUGUUCCCAAAGGGGCUCUGAGGUCCCCCAGGAGGCAAAUAGGACUCAGCCCCCAGCCCCAUCCUGGGAGUGGACAGCGUGGACUCUCAGGGCCUGUAGCCCUAGCCUCCCCUCACUGGUAUCAAUCCCAGCUCAGGUAUGGGGCCUCCUGGACCCGCAGACCCUCAGGACUUAGAACCUAAGGCAGUGCGACACCCAGAGCCCAAGACCUGUCACUCAUGAGAGACCCUGGGCUCACAUCUGACAGGUGCUACAAGUAUAGGGGCUGAGGGUCAGGAGAGAAGGCCUGGACCCUGCAGAGGCUUCCUCCCCACCCAGCGCAGGGGAGAGCUGCUGGGUGAUGUGGUUCAGGGAGAGAAGGCUGAAGUGGGACAGAGACAGGUCAUGGGAGUCACAGCCCUCCUCUUACACAGGUGUCUGGGCAAAGAUUCCACAAAGGAAAAGACCCCGCCACCCUCGGUCAAUCUAGUGGUCAUGGCCACUCACCCUACCUGGGAGUUCUUAUUGUCUAAUCCAGUGUAUUUAACCUAAACCCCAUUCCUGUGCCCAGCAUCCCUCUUGCCCGCACUCACUUCUUCUUGUAGCCCUCCAGCACCUCCUGCACGUGGUUAAGCUCUGAGGCCAGCCUCCCGCUGUCGGCCUCCACGCACUCGGCCUCCCGCCGCAGAGUCUCGAUGUAGCCCUCAAACAGGGGCUCCAGGUUGCUCUGGCAACACUCGCGGUUCUGGUAGAACUGCAGCUUUGUCUCCAGCAGUUUGUUCUGCUGCUCCAGGAAGCGCACCUGCCAUUCGGUGUGGGAAGGUGGGGCAGAUGGUGUCUGGUGCCCCAAAGCCAGCUCUGGGGGCUCGCAGGGGAGGUGCUUUAAUGGGAACCCCCAAAUCUGGAGCUUAUCUGAGAUUGAGUAGAGGUGGGCAGUGGGAGACAGACAAUUUCUGGAUUUCCUGGUCAUGAUCUGUGUCUAGAUUUCCCACUCAGGAGUGGAGCAAGGGCUGGGUGGUGUCAGUGCCUGCUCCCUGGGGAGUUGAGUGACCCCCCCCCCACCCCCCACCCAAGCAGAUGAACAGAAGUAGAGGCUCAGUCCCUCACUAUGAAACUAGGUGAUCAGCAACCCACACAGGCAGAGUACUCAGGUUCAGAUCACAGAUGAGGUUUCUGGGGAUGGUGCCAGGAAGAGGGUGUCACAGGCCAUCUGGAAGGGAGCUCAGCUGUCCCAGCCCUUCCCCUGUGUCAUCUGGAAGUCAGUGCACCCUACUCUCUCACCCUGGGGCUGCCCAAACCCCUCUGAGUUCAGCAGCAGUGGUCACAUGCCCCCCUCCCCCAACUCCCUGAUGUCUAGCUUGUGCCCCAGAGCAGCCUGGCCACACUUUUCCUUCACAAGCUCCCUCUAUCUGAACUGUCAGCUGAGUCUGCAUCUUGAGUGCCUGUGUGUGUGUGUCUGUGCAUGUGUCUGUCUGUCUGUGUGUCUGUGUGCCUCGCCCAUCAGACUGGGAUCUCAGGCAGGCAGAGGUCUUUGUGCCUCUGACUCCAUCCUUAGUGCCCGGCCCUGGCUGUGUAGGUGGUGGGGGUUCAGGAAGGGUGUGAUCCAGGACACCCACCUUGUCGAUGAAGGCCGCGAACCUGCUGUUGAGGGACUUGAUCUGCUCCUUCUCCUCCUGCUUCACGCACUGCGCGUUGGGGUCGAUCUCCAGGUUGAGGGGCGUGAGGAGGCUCUCGUUGACCGACACGGUGGUGAUGCAUGGGGGACUGGGCCCGCACACGCCCCCGGAGCGGUAGCCGAAGCUGCGUCCGCAGGAGCCGGCCCGAAAGCCUCCGCACACGCUGUGGCUGCCGAAGCCCCCGGUGAGGCCGCGGUAGCAGGAGAUGCCACGGUAGGGGGCGGCGGUGAUGCAGCAGCGGCCGGGCCGGGGCCCGCAGGCCGAGAUGCAGCUGAAGGCGCGGCCACCACAGACCAACUCACGUCCCGCACACCCACCUCAACCUCCCAAUACACAGUUGAGGAAACUGACGUUGGACGAAGGAGUGGGCAGUGACUCAGGUUGGAAUGGAAGGGAAGGGGCGGGGCUGCUGCUCUUUCUGUCCUGCGGGGUUUGACAUGGUCAAUGCCGCUGUCCGCGGUGCUCAUAGGACUAGCCAGGAAUGUUGGGAGGGGGAAUCCCUUGAUGUGGAACUUGGGGGGCGCUUGGUGGUUUCUCCGAACUAGAUGACCUGUUUCUGCACCCCAAAAGACCCACGUUUACAGAAUCUCUAACUUAGUCACCUUCUCAGGGACCCAGUUCCUCCACACCUACUCCCAAAUCCCUUAUCUAUACCUAUCAACAUGUUUUUUUCUCUCUCUCUCUCCCACUCUCUGGUGCACACACACAUACACACACAAACUCACACACAAUGCACUCACAUGCUGGCCUUCCUACUCACAACCCCCCCUCUCUCUUUCACAUACACACUCACACACACAAUGCUUUCACAUGCUGGCCUUUCUACCCACCAUCUCACACACACACACACACUCACAGGUCCUCACCUGCACAUUCAACUAGCAUGUAGACUAGUCCUCAGGCCACCUUAUUAGGUCAUAUUGGCCAGCCUCGGCUGAGAGGAGGCAUUCCCUCCCUCAGAGUGUCCCAUGCGGCCUCAGGAGCACACACUAGCCCACUGGCCCCAGGAAAGCACAAUUACCUCCCACAAGGCCCUAGACAAGGAUUGAAUGUCUGGAUGUCCUCUCAGGCCUCUGUGUAACCUCCAGGGCCUAGAAGGUCUGGGAUGAGCACCACUGUUAUGCAUCUAUACAGUAUCUGGCUCAGAAUAUGAGAUCAAAUAGAGCCACAUGAGGAGAGCAUCCAGCCCCUGCCAUCAUCCCCUGAGUCCCUGCUGCUUUCUGCACUAUACUCCUUGAAACUCCUGCACAGAAGUUUGUCAGUACCCUUGGCAGGUGCCAGAGAACAGAUCUAUAUUUGUAUGUGCCAUCCAUCCAGUGUGAAUAGUGUGGGUCUUAAACUCACAAAGGCUGGGUAGGAACCAAGGCUCUGCCCUGAGUACCCCUGUGUGAUCUAGGGGAAGGCACUUGACUCUCCUGGGAAAUAGGUUAAGGCUUUCCCUCCUACUACUGCCUUAGAGUUACAGAAAUGUGUACAUGCUCAGUGGACUCCAGAGCACAGAGCAGAUGGGCUUCAUUACAAUCAUUAGGAAGCGGUGGGCUCAGGGGCAGUGUUUAUUCAGAAUUCAUGUUCUGACCCACUAAUUGAACCAACCAGAAUUUUAUUUUAAUGAAAUUGAUUAUGAGAAAAUCAAAUAGAGUAGAAUAGACCAGAAAAUAGCAGAUUGCACCUUAUGUCAUGGGAAUAACUUGUUACAUGCCCUUUUUGUUUCAGUUGUAUGGCCUAUGUAUAUGUAUGUGCAUACUCAGUCACCAUGUAAAAUUAUUUCUUAUUAUAGUUGCAGCAGAAAAGUUGAAAUAUCUAUUUCUCACUGUAUACAAAAACCAAAUUAAAAUGGAUUAAAGACUUAAAUAUAAGACCUCAGACUAUGAAACUACUAGAAGAAAACAUUGAGGAAAUGCUUAGGGCAUUGACCUGGACAAAGAUUUCUUGAUUGAGACCUCAAAACCAAAGGCAACCAAAGCAAAAAAUGGGCAAAUGGGAUCACAUCGAGCUAAAAGAACUUCUGCACACCAAAGGAAACAAUCAACAAGUUGAAGAAAUGACCUACAGAAUGGAAGAAAUAUUUGCAAACUAUUCAACUGACAAGGAAUUCGUAGCUGCAAUAUAUAAGGAACUCAAACAACUCAAUAGCAAGUAAACCAAAUAAUCUGAUUUUAAAAUGGGCAAAAGAUCUGAAUAGACAUUUCUCAAAAGAAGACAUAUACAUGACCAACAGGUAUAUUGAAAAUGCUCAACAUAUCAUCAAAGAAAUACAAAUCAAUACCACAAUAAGAUUAUCAUCUCAACCCAAUUAAAAUGACUUUUAUCAAAAAGACAAAAAAAUUAUGGAUGCUGGCAAGGAUGUGGAGAAAGGGGAACACUUGUACACUGCUAGUGGGAUGUAAGUUACUACAGCCACUAUGGAAAACAGUAUGGAGUGUCCUCCAAAAGCUAAAAAUAGAACCACCAGGUGAUCCAGCAAUCCCACUACUAGGUAUACAUCCAAAAGAAAGAAAAUUCUUAUAUCAAAGAGAUGUCUGCACUCCCACGUUUAUUGCAGCGCUAUUCACAAUAGCCAAGAUUUGGAAUCAAACUAAGUGUCCAUCAAUGGAUGAAUAAAGAAAGUAUGUUACAGAUACACAAUGGAAUAUUAUUCAGCCAUAAAAAGGAAUGAAAUCCUGUCAUUUGCAACAACAUGGAUGGAACUGGAGGACAUUAUGUUAGGGAAAAUAAUUGAGGUACAGAAAGACAAAUUUCAGAUGUUCUUACACAUAUGCGAGAGCUAAAAAAAUUGAUCUCAUCAGAUAGAGAGUAGAAUGAUGGUUACCAGAGGCUGGGAAGGGUAAUGGGGAGGGGAAGAUAAAGACGUGUUAAUGAGUACAAAAAUACAGUUAGAUAACAGAAAUGAGAUCUAGUGUUCAGUAGCACAAUAGAAUGACUAUAGUUAAUCAUUUAUUGUGUAUUUCAAAAUAACUAAAGGAGUAGGCUUGGAAUGAUCCCAACACAAAGAAAUAAUAAAUGUUUGAGGUGAUGGAUAUUCCAAGUACUCUGAUUUGAUCAGUACACAGUUUAUGCUUAUCUCAAAAUAUCUUAUGUAGCCCAUAAACAUGUAUAACUAUUAUGUACCCAUAAAAAGAAAACAUUAAAAUAAAUAAAUAAAUAAAUAAAAAGUUUGAAUACAUGGCAUAUUAGUUAAGCACACAGACUCAGAUUCCAAACUGCCUCGUUUCGAAUUCUAGCUCUGCCACUCUCUAGCUGUGUAAACUCAGGCAAUUACUUAGCCUCUAUGUACCUCAUUUCAUGAUUUCUAAAAUGAAGAUAAUAAUAGUACCCACCUCAUAAAGUUGUAAAGAUUAAAAGAGUUAAUCCAUGUAAAUCACUGAGAACUAAGCCUGGCACACUCUAAGUGUGUAAUCAUAUUAGUUGUUGUUGUUGUUGCUGCUGAUGCUGCUGCUGCAGACGUAUCAACAGCAUUGAUGGGAUAUACUCAUCCACAUGCCUAAGCCAUCUGUGUCCAGUUUUCAUUAACCGCCUUAUCUUAAAGAACUUGUAGAAGGAUUAAAUGAAAUAAUGCAUGGACAAUGUUUAACAGCAGCUGGCACAUAGAAAAUGCUCAAUAAAUGUUAUCUACUAUAUUCUACAGUGGGAGCCAGUCCAAGGGGCAGAGGAUCUGAGAAGUUUGGCCAUGGUUACUCCAUUUGUCCUCGAAAAGAACCCCAAAACACAUGCCCCUCCUUCAAUCUCUGCUCCAGCCUGAUUGCCUCAGAGAAGGUCCAAAGAGAAUCUCUUCUCUUUGGCAAAGGAACACACCACCAAUCCUUGGGUAACCAUACUACUGGAUGAGAAGAGAGGCUUGGAUAAUCUAAAAAUUCUGUAAUCUGUGAAUAAUUCAUAAGUGUGUAUUUAUUAUUUGGACUUAACAGACCAUCAGAAAUCCUCAGUCAUAAAUUAAAUGAUGGCACACUCACUCAUCUUUAUUUUUGCCUGAUCCUAAAACCUCCUGAUUGGUCAGUAGCCAGAGGAUUUCAUGAGGUUGAGGAUGGGGGAUAUGGACUUGAUAAUUCAUCCAAGUAUAAUGGUGCUCCAAUGAGAGCAAGAGAAGGCAAGCUUUCAUUGCAGAUGGACAAAUGGAAGUUGGAGUUGAGGAAGAACUUGCCAGAAGACAAGUAGUCAUUACUUUCUAAAGGAGCUUGCAUUAUCUCUUCCAUUUAGGGAGGCUUUAAGUAAAAGAAAGACACUUCUUAUUCUGCAGUGGCCACCAUUUUUGUGGAGACAAGGUGAACCAAAAGACCUUCAGAUCUGGAGAUCAGAAUCUCUUCUUUUAGCCCAAGUGGACCUUUAUUUCAAGGGGCACUUGUAAAGAAUGGGCAAAUUAGGUGGUUUUAACAUUAGAAAGUUCUUGUUCAGUGCUCCCUUCGGUUCAUUCUGCUCCCUGGAGGGUAUUAUAAGGCAGACUCCUCAAGAUAGUUGAUCGCUUAGACUAGACAACAUUUUCCAGAUGGGGGACUCGGGGAUUUUGUGACUGAUAUUUCCUAGCUCUAUGCUCAAUCCUGUCUUAAUUUUGGAGGGAAGGAGGCAUUAAGAGGAGGAAGGAAACAUGGGUUCUGGAGCUCCCAGUCUGGUAGAGCAUAUCCAAAUUCAUGAGAAAGGCCAGAAGUCUAAAGAGGGCUACUUUUCAUACAUACUGUCAGAUACUGAGGCAUGCAAUGACUGCUGACAGUGUCCUUUCUGGGACAAUGUGCAAUUGCAGCUAGUCUGAUGGGAAAGGCAAGAAAGGCUCCCUGGAAAGGGUGAGGACAAGCUUUAGGCAAAAGGCGGGCAGGACAGUGUUGAUGAGAAGAUGUGCAUGGAAGCAUUUCACACAGUGACAGACAAUGAGACAGGGCUAGUGGGUGGACAACAGGUGAUCCUGUGGGCCCUUGCAGGAGUGGAGAGGAUCAUGAGAUACUGUGACAGCGGAGAGAGAGGGAGAAUGCCGGUUGAGGCACAGCCCUCAUAAGCAGGGACAGUGUCGUCCCUGAGACUCUGCUACACAGCUGUGGGCUGGAAGGCAGCCUGUAGGCUCUACAUCUGGAGCAUCUGCAUGCUGGGCUUACAGGUCUCCAGAGGGCCAUGCCCUUACUAACCUUGCAGCUGGCUCAUGCUUUCUACUCAUAGAAAGCAGGUGCAGGCCAGGGUCCAGUGAAGGAAGUUGAGAGGUAGUGGAGUGGCUGCUUACACAACACCUGGGAUGUUGAGAUGUUGAUAAUGGAAUUGACCUCAGGCCAGUUGGGUGGGUGAUUGGGGAGAGCCCAAGUCAGAGCCCUGCCUUCUCAGCCAAGAGAGCCCAGGACGCUGGCCAAUUAUCCAUCAGAACUCACCAGAGAGGAGUCCCACUGGACAAAGGGCCAGAAGGCCCCUGUAAGAUGCCUGGGUGGGGCUGGAGCCUGACUCAAAAGCUCCACCCUGGUAACAUUCAUCCCACUAACCAGCUGGGUGCCUGCACCUCCCUCGCCCCAUGUCCCUGCCCUGUGAGGGUUCAUUACUAUAAAUCUGGAACUACAGUGCCCACCUCUUCCAGUGGGCCUACACACACUUUCCCUUGGUGCUGUGCUGCUUCCCCCAUCCACCUCCUCCUCCUCUGCUCUUUCAUCCCUGGAGUGACCCUUCCACCAUACUUCCCAGAUCUUCUCCCAUUUUUCCUCCACUGUCCUCCAGUUUCCUCCUCUUCCUGACUAUCUCCUAAGAUCUCUCCCUCAUUUUCUUCUCCACCCAUGCAGCACUCUCCUUCUCUUCUUCUAAGUCACCCUGAGAAUAAUAGUCUAAGACCAAGUAUUUCUUUCUCCCUCUUUUCCUAGAAAUCUCCUCUGAUUUGCUUCUCUCUUUCCUUCUCCAAUCCGACACCUGGUCUCUACUCUGCCCCAAGGCCUUCAAGAUCCUUGUUCUCAUUGGCUGACUUUCCCCACCACCCCCUUAUAGCCCAAGCCAAGGACUUUGCUUGGUUGAAGGACACAUCUCACUCACUUCAUUCAUCCUUCAGGCCCCAGCAAGGAAGGUCACCCCUCUCCACCCCCACCCCCAGGAAUAGCCACAUCAUCUGCUUCAUGUGUCCCCACCCUAUCCUACCACAAAGCUUUGCACAAUAAACCACCAAGCUUUGAUGGCUCCAUUACUCAGCACUUAAUAUGCAGCUGGUAUUCUUUUCAUUCAUUCAAAAAAUAUUUAUUGAGCACCUACUAUGUGACAAGCCCUUGGAAUAUAUCCACGAAGAAAACAUUUGUACACACUGAUGUGCUGCAGGGUUUCCAUUUUUGUUCAUUAUCUGGGUAUGUGUCUCUGCUUUUCUCUUAAUACUGGAAGCUUGCCAAGAACAAGGGUGAGCUCUCCUAUACUCUCUGGCCCUGAACCCUGAGAGCAACCUGCAGGGCCCUGCAGAGGGCAUGGGGCAAGAUGAGUGUUUGUGUUUUUAUGUUAUGUACAAACACCAGCUACUGUGUGAUACUUAUUACUGAUGGCCGAUGGUGUACAGAAGGGAGUGCAAUGGGACAAACGCAUCCCUUCCUUUGGGAUCAGACACACAGGCUCUGGGUUCCAGUUCUGCUACUAACAUGCAACCUGAGCCUUAACCUCCCUAGACCUCAGUGUCCUCAUCUAUAAAACGAGAAUAAUAACACCAACCUCAGAGGGCAACUGUAAAAAUUAAAUGAGUUAAUGCAUGUUGGACUCUUAAAAUAGUAUCUAGUGUGGUAUAAGAUGAACAUCAAAAGAUUUUAUUAUUAAGUUUGGAAGAAUAGUCAUAAAAUAGCUUUCUACAUGAAACAUCUACUACUGACAUAACUUUAAAAAAAAUAGCCACAUACCCCAGAAAAACUCUUGCAUAAAUGCACCAGAAGACAUGAGAAAGGAUGUUCAUAGCAGCUCUGUUCAAUCUACAGAACUCUGGAAACAACCUUGUGGCUAUCGAGGUAGAAAGGCAAAUAAACUGUGGUAUAGCCAUGCAAUGAGUGCAAUCCACAGUGAAAAUGAACACAGGACAGCUACAGGAAGCAACAUUUAAUGAAAGAAACCAGAUGCACAAGGAUCCAUGCAACAUGAGUCCAUUUAUGUGAAGUUCAAAAGCUGGAAAAAGAAACAAUAUGUCAUUGCAAGAUGGGUGCAUUGGUUCUAAAACUGUAAGAAAAGCAAAGGAAUAAUUAAACACAAAAUGCAAGAGAGGAGUCACCCUAGGCCAGGAAGGAGUAGGGUACAAUCAGAACAAGGUACAUAGGAAGCUCCUGAAAUACACACAUGUUCUAUUUUUUCCUAUAAGUGGUAGGUAUUGCUACAGAUCUAACCACCUAUGCAUUUUUUGUGUUGAAAUAUUUCACAAUAAAAAUAAUUGUUAUCUCCACAAAGUUAAAAUCUAUCCUCUUUACCUUGCCAGAGCCAAGACCAUAGAGUGGAGAUUCUGCCAUCUUCCCUCCCCUCCUCCCUGCCACCUUCCCUCCCCUCCUCCCUUCCCCAUGACAAGGUUUUUUCACUCUGAAGAAAACAAGUUGAAUGUCCUUUUAGGUCUUCAAAAAUUAGCAGCAAUUAAUUCCUGAAGUUUAAUGAAAUGGUGUCACAUUUGAAUUUUUCAUAUUCUUACAUCUUUAAAAUUGCUUAGUAAGGACCAGCCAUUAGUAAUUAGCUUGUGUUUAUACAUGUUGUUUUUAUAAGGAGUUAUACUGGUAGAAAAGGUGAAGUGUGGAUGAGAUGUACUUUGACUCACAGUGCUCCUCAGGACACCCAACCGCUGGUUUACUGGGGACAUCACUGCUCAAUUGUGAGCAGUGCCCCAAAUUCCAGAUGAGGGUACAAAGAGCUUCAGAAGUGCUGGCCCAGCAGCCCUGAACUCACAAAGGGACAGCAGGUGCCAUACUCUUCUCUGGGGUGACCAGAUAGCUCAACACAGUCUGUGACCUCCCACAUUUGUCCUGCACAAGGCCACACUCUGAAUGUUUUGCACAGAUACCCUGAGAGCCCUAUUCUCUUCUAUUUUUUUCCUCUCCUCUCUUUUCCCAUCAAUCCUGCUUCUGUUCUCAUUCCCUAAGUCUACUCUGCCUGCCUUUGCCCUUGAAGCAUAGCAGCUCCAGGGGGCUAUAAGCCAGGCCAUUUCACUUCUCUUUUCUUCUCCUCAAUUUAAUGCAAACCUCUGUACUUUACGAGCUAAUUUUUCUAGGACCUGCUCUAUUGGAGUGGGGGGUGGUUCACUGGGUAAGUAGAACAUAGUACAGUCUAUCAAAGUAUUGCCAUAUACCAGAGGUAUGCAAAUAACUAAAACUGAUGUUUUCCACCCCGUCCUUCAAUUCUUAGCCACGGGGUGCUGCACAUCUAACUCAUACUCCUUCCCAGCCCCCAAGUAGCCUCACAUCGCCGUGUGUCCCUAAAUGACCCCUCAUGGUUCUAACCAUCCCAAUCCACUCUGACUCUGCCCGUCUUCCUUAGAUGGACUCUCUCACACCCUAAAUUCACAGAUACUCCCCUGUAAACAACUUUCACUACCCUCUUGAACUUAUCCAAAGAUUAGGAAGUCAAGGGGUUGUCACAGCUUAUAAGUGAGAAGGCAAUGCAACUCCUGGCUCCAUCACUUACCAGCUGGGAGACUUCGGGCAAGUUAUUUAACCUCCCUGACCCUUGGUUUCCUCAUCAGUAAAAUGGGGAUAAUGGCACAUACUUCAUAUGAUUGAUGUGAGAAUUAGAGAUCAUUUACGAUAUAUAAUGAUGAUCACAUAGUAGGUGACCAAUUAAAAAGAAACAUAUUCUUAUCAAACUAAGAUCCAUGUUUCUCUACACAGUUCUUUCUAAUUCUAAUUCUCUAUACAGUUUUUCCUAAUACAGGGGGAAAUGUACUGAAGUGAUCCAACCUCCAUCUCCUGGGUUCAAGCAAUUCUCCUGCCUUAGCCUCCCAUGUAGCUGGGAAUACAGGCACGUGCCACCAUAACGGGCUAAUUUUUGUAUUUGUAGUAGAGACGGGGUUUCACCAUCUCUGGUCUUAAACUCCUCCACUGAGGCUGGUCUUGAACUCCUGACCUCAGGUGAUCCACCCCCCUCAGACUCCCAAAGUGCUGGGAUUACAGGUAUGAGCCACUGCGCCCAGCUGUGAUUCAAUUUAGCAUCACCAAUCUGACAUUUUAUGCUUCCUGGGGUGAUAUAAUAAGAGUUACACAGCAUAUUUUAUGAAGUAUUCUGUCCCAACAAUGUUUAAUUUAAACCUAAUCCAGCCUCUAGCCCAGUGCUGUCCAACAGAAUUUUAUGUGAAAAUAAACAAUAAAUAAAAUAAAAAUAAAUAAUAAAGAAGUGUUCUUUAUAUGCACUGUCUAAUAAGGUAGGCACUACUUACAGGUAGCUGCUGAGGACUCAAAAUGUGGAUAGUGCAACUGAAUAACUAGAUUUUUAACUUAUUUAGUUUUUACUAACUUAAAUUUAAGUAGCCACAUCUGCCUAUUGUCUACCAAAUUGGACAUCCCAGCUCAAGAUUUACUUUCUAAUUUAUAGAAAAUACAAGGGCUAGAGCCACAAAUUAAAUUAUGUAAAAUGUAGUUUUAAAAUCCUUAGGACAGUUAGGAAAAUUGAAUCUGAGAUGAAUAGUAAGUGGUGCUUUGGAAUUAUUGUUAAUUUUCCUGAAUAAGAAAAUAGUACUCUCCUUAUUCUUAAGAAAUUCCUGCUGAUGUAUUUAAGGGUGACAUGCCAUGCUUUCUGCCACUCAAAUAAUUGGGCAACUGUGAAAGCAAAUAUGGUAUAAUGUUAACUGUUGAAUCGGGGUAAACAGGUGGAGCAUCAAUGCAUGUGUGUUGUAUUAUUCCAAUUUUCCUCAAUAUUUGAAAGCUUUCAUCAUAAAAAAGAUAAAAGACAAAUAUUUAAUAAUCUGCUGACUGUUCCCAUGGUAGGAAAAGUGAGAUGGUUUUCAGCUGCCAACUGAAAAAUCUGGAGAUGGGGAAAUCCAGAUUUGUGUUUCAGGAGCACUUUAGCCACAGCUGUGAUGGAAAUGAGAGAUGGUAUUUAUUAAUGCCUCAGCCUUUCCUGAAACCCCUCUCCCCACAUCACACUUAACACACAGGUCUCCUCCUCCCAGUUUCUCCCAGCACCUGGCCUCCCUUCUCUUCCCCUCGCCAGGCUCUACUCCUCCUUCUCGUCCUCUCCUCUGCCUUCCCCUUCCCUCCCCAAUGCCUGCAGAUGAAGGAAUGCCCUGCUGGCAAGACACUUUGAAGAUGAAACAUGCUGACUCCCCCAGAGCCCAAGACUGACAUCUUUUACAAAGAAGAGGGUGCAGGCCACUCCCCCAUUAAAGCACAUUCUGGAGAGGCGUUAGACCCGGCUAACCACCCAAGCCCAUAAAGCGCAAAUUGCCCCAACAUCAUCUUCACAGCCAAGCCCCUUCAGAAUCUGCGCAUAAAUAGGGCUGCGGUGCCCUGAGGAGCACAUUGGAGUUUCCAUCAGGACUCCAGGUCCCCUAUCCUGUCCUCUGCAACCCAAACGUCCAGGAGGAUCAUGACCUGCGGAUCAGGAUUUGGUGGGCGCGCCUUCAGCUGCAUCUCGGCCUGCGGGCCGCGGCCCGGCCGCUGCUGCAUCACCGCCGCCCCCUACCGUGGCAUCUCCUGCUACCGCGGCCUCACCGGGGGCUUCGGCAGCCACAGCGUGUGCGGAGGCUUUCGGGCCGGCUCCUGCGGACGCAGCUUCGGCUACCGCUCCGGGGGCGUGUGCGGGCCCAGUCCCCCAUGCAUCACCACCGUGUCGGUCAACGAGAGCCUCCUCACGCCCCUCAACCUGGAGAUCGACCCCAACGCGCAGUGCGUGAAGCAGGAGGAGAAGGAGCAGAUCAAGUCCCUCAACAGCAGGUUCGCGGCCUUCAUCGACAAGGUGCGCUUCCUGGAGCAGCAGAACAAACUGCUGGAGACAAAGCUGCAGUUCUACCAGAACCGCGAGUGUUGCCAGAGCAACCUGGAGCCCCUGUUUGAGGGCUACAUCGAGACUCUGCGGCGGGAGGCCGAGUGCGUGGAGGCCGACAGCGGGAGGCUGGCCUCAGAGCUUAACCACGUGCAGGAGGUGCUGGAGGGCUACAAGAAGAAGUAUGAGGAGGAGGUUUCUCUGAGAGCAACAGCUGAGAACGAGUUUGUGGCUCUGAAGAAGGAUGUGGACUGCGCCUACCUCCGCAAGUCAGACCUGGAGGCCAACGUGGAGGCCCUGAUCCAGGAGAUCGACUUCCUGAGGCGGCUGUAUGAGGAGGAGAUCCUCAUUCUCCAGUCGCACAUCUCAGACACCUCCGUGGUUGUCAAGCUGGACAACAGCCGGGACCUGAACAUGGACUGCAUCAUUGCCGAGAUUAAGGCACAGUAUGACGACAUUGUCACCCGCAGCCGGGCCGAGGCCGAGUCCUGGUACCGCAGCAAGUGUGAGGAGAUGAAGGCCACGGUGAUCAGGCACGGGGAGACCCUGCGCCGCACCAAGGAGGAGAUCAAUGAGCUGAACCGCAUGAUCCAAAGGCUGACGGCCGAGGUGGAGAAUGCCAAGUGCCAGAACUCCAAGCUGGAGGCCGCGGUGGCCCAGUCUGAGCAGCAGGGUGAGGCGGCCCUCAGUGAUGCCCGCUGCAAGCUGGCCGAGCUGGAGGGCGCCCUGCAGAAGGCCAAGCAGGACAUGGCCUGCCUGAUCAGGGAGUACCAGGAGGUGAUGAACUCCAAGCUGGGCCUGGACAUCGAGAUCGCCACCUACAGGCGCCUGCUGGAGGGCGAGGAGCAGAGGCUAUGUGAAGGCAUUGGGGCUGUGAAUGUCUGUGUCAGCAGCUCCCGGGGCGGGGUCGUGUGCGGGGACCUCUGCGUGUCAGGCUCCCGGCCAGUGACUGGCAGUGUCUGCAGCGCUCCGUGCAACGGGAACGUGGCGGUGAGCACCGGCCUGUGUGCGCCCUGCGGCCAAUUGAACACCACCUGCGGAGGGGGUUCCUGCGGCGUGGGCUCCUGUGGUAUCAGCUCCCUGGGUGUGGGGUCUUGCGGCAGCAGCUGCCGGAAAUGUUAGGCACCCCAACUCAAGUCCCAGGCCCCAGGCAUCUUUCCUGCCCUGCCUUGCUUGGCCCAUCCAGUCCAGGCGCCUGGAGCAAGUGCUCAGCUACUUCUCCUGCACUUUGAAAGACCCCUCCCACUCCUGGCCUCACAUUUCUCUGUGUGAUCCCCCACUUCUGGGCUCUGCCACCCCACAGUGGGAAAGGCCACCCUAGAAAGAAGUCCGCUGGCACCCAUAGGAAGGGGCCUCAGGAGCAGGAAGGGCCAGGACCAGAACCUUGCCCACGGCAACUGCCUUCCUGCCUCUCCCCUUCCUCCUCUGCUCUUGAUCUGUGUUUCAAUAAAUUAAUGUAGCCAA